Molecule: messenger RNA, 1587 nt
Organism: Pestalotiopsis fici W106-1
Lineage: Eukaryota; Fungi; Ascomycota; Sordariomycetes; Amphisphaeriales; Sporocadaceae
Exons: 5
Coding region: 1-1587 (528 amino acids)
Source: RefSeq, a predicted model, not a curated record
AUGAGACUCAUGGCGAUGCACAUAUGGUGGUUGGCCGCAUUCGUGAUUCAAUGCGUGUUUGCACAGGAUCUCAUUGCGAGCCUCGACUACGGAACCUUUCAAGGCGCCUAUAGCGCCCAGUACAAUAUCUCGUACUGGCAAAAGAUUCCAUUCGCAGCACCGCCGAUUGGAGAGAACAGAUUCCGCGGCCCCCAGCCGCCACUGCGCAUCGAAAAUGGCACCUACAACUCGACGACAACUUUUGACAUGUGCCCGCAGAGGACGGUCAAUGGCUCAGAAGACUGUCUAUAUCUCGGCCUCUACGGCCGGCCCUGGACCCAAGGGCAGCCCCUCCGCCCCGUCGUGGUCGUCUUUUACGGCGGCGCCUUCAUCCAGGGGUCGGCCUCCUUUACGCUCCCGCCGUCGGCGUAUCCGGUGCUCAACGUGUCAGAGUCCAGCGACAUGAUGUUUGUGUACCCAAACUAUCGCGUCAAUGCCUUUGGGUUUUUGCCUGGGCGCGAGGUGGCCGAGGACCCGCACUCGGACGUCAAUGCCGGUCUGCUGGAUCAAGAGGCCGCGAUACGGUGGACGCGACGGUACAUUGGCCAGUUUGGCGGCGACUUAGAGGAGAUUUCCAUCUGGGGCCAGUCGGCCGGGGGAGGCAGCGUGCUGGCGCAGACGAUUGCGCGACAAGAGCUCAGUGAUGAUGCAACGGGGCGAGGAGAAGCAAGGGGAAAGCUGUUCAAGCGAGCUCUGGCGUCUAGUCCGUUCUGGCCAAAGACAUAUUCCAACGACGCGCCCGAGGCCCAGUCCCGGUACGAUCAGCUCGCCAACCUGACGGGCUGUGCCGACGCGUCCGACACCCUCCAGUGUCUCAAGACUAUCGACGUGGCUGUGAUCCGCAACGCCAGCUACGCCAUGGUCUCGGGAAACCUGUACGGACCGACAUCAUAUCCCUGGGGGCCCAUUAUUGACGGGUCGUUCUUGACCCGAUCGCUCUCUGAAAUUACGAACUCAGCAGGCAACCUCAAUGCCGAGUUGGUCUACUCCAUGUACAACACCCACGAGGGCGAGAACUUCGUUUCCUCGGCCGUCGACUAUGACGCGUGGAUCACGGGCUUUCUGCCCUUGUUUUCCACUGCCGAUCUCGCGCGGCUCAAUGCCCUAUACCCGGCCGCCGGCAGCGCAGAGUCCAUCACGGCGUACAAUGACUCGUACACACGGGCCGGCCUCGUCUACCGCGACUCGGUCCUGGCGUGCCCGGCCUACUGGACGGCCGGGGCGGCGCAAGACGGUGGCUGGCUCGGGGAAUACACCAUUUCCCCGGCCAAACAUGCUUCCGACGUGAGCUAUUGGAACACUGUAAACUCGAUUCAGCAAACGGAUCCGCUGCAUUACAAAGGCUUUGCCGGUGCUUUUGCUUCCUUCUUCAUGACUGGGGACCCGAAUGCGCUCAAGCUGACAGCGGCCAACGUCACGGGAGUACCGGCAUUGCAGACGGGCCAGGAGUGGGUGAUUGACAGUGACGGAUUUACUACGAGCAACCUUACGCAAUUCGUGGCACGGUGUAACUUUUGGAGAGAAAUGGCAACAAAACUGCCGGUGUGA